AUCGCACGCUAUUCCCAUGAGCGCACCAGCUGAAAACGAGUCAAUAAAACGAUUUUACUCGUGAAGUGUACCUCAGGAAAGUUGGUCGAACAGUCAUAGCGCAGGUCGAUAUUAACAAAUUUUAGCCAAUAACAUGGAAACCGUUUUUUGUCGAAUCAAAUCAGCCAUUUUCCCUAUAAACCCUGAAUUGCUAAAAUUGAAAAUCAGCUACUUUCUCGUUUACGCAUGCUUAUACUCGUCAAUGCCUUAUAUCUCCAUCAUCGUUACCCAUAUAAUCAAUUACCAACAGCUAUCCAUUAUCUUCAUGUGUGCCACGGCUAUUUCCACACUGGGACCUAUCGUUACAGGAUUCGUGGCCGAUAAAUUGGGAAUUUACAAGGCGAUUAUAAUUGGUGCUGGAUUCUUGACGGGGUUCAUUCACUUGCCGCUCCUUUGGCUCGAGUCGGCUCACAAAAUUCACGUGGCCGAACUUAACGAGACCAUUCAGUUGGCUAGCGGCCCAGCACUGACGUCCGUCGUUAGCUCCACCGCCGCCGCUGUGCCAAGUGAAUACAUUUUCCCAAUCUUGCUGUUAAUUCGGAUCCUGGGCUUUUUAUUCUUGGAUGCCACCCUCACGCUUCUGGAUGCUGCCGGGCUCGCGAUCUCCAAGAAACACGGAGCAGAUUUUGGCCAGCAGAAAAUGGCAGGGUCACUGAGUGCAAUCAUUGUCCCGUUGACGUGCGGACUCUUGAUUGACGCUAUUUCAGAGAAAUUAGGCUACACGGAUUAUUCGAUCGCAUUCUACAUCAGUGCCGGAUUUGUUGUGAUUCUGAUGCCGAUCAUCUACCGCCUGGAAAUUGACGUUCAAAAGAACAAGCAAUCAAUAAUUUCUACAGCCAAAAGCGUUAUUGGAAUGAUUGACGUCGACGUCUUCCUUUUUGUCGAAAUCUUCGUGGGUGCCUGCAUGGGAUUUCACUUGACGUUUCUCAGCGUCUACGUCGAUGCAGAACUGAUUGCGCCUAAAACUAUUUACGGGCUUGCUACCAGUUGUAACGGAAUCAGCGCCGUGAUUUCUUUAUCUGUUGCGAAACCGAUUAUUGAUCGCUUGGGAGAGGCGAACACGGUAGCCCUCGGAUUGGCGCUCUACUCGAUUCGAUUCGCCGUCUUUUAUUUUCUACAGAACCCUUGGAUUUUGAUUGCUACCGAAUCAUUGGAGGGAUUUAGCGGAUUUCUUGGAAUCGUCACGGGCAGCUAUUAUUGUGCAGCUGCAGCACCGCCCGGAAUGCUGGCAUCCCUCAAUGGAAUUUUCUCUGCAGCCGCAUUCGGUCUUGGUAGAGGAAUCGGCACAUCUGUCGGAAGUCUUCUCAUAUCGUCCUAUGGAAUUCGGUCAACAUAUCUAUUGCUCAGUAUGGUUGCUGGGUCGGUGGCCAUUUUAUACCUGGUGGUCUACCACCUGGUGUUGAAGAAACUUGAACAUAAAAGAUUGAUGUUGACUCGAUCGGAACAAGGUGAGGCGACAGCUCAAGCGAAUGGCGACAGCAGUACCCUCAAGGAUGAUAUUAUUGAAGUCACACCUUUGUAGGAUAAUUGAAAUGGUUGAAAUGCAAGUAUAUAUCAAUCACCCGGACAUACACUUGAAAGACCCCGUGUCACUCUUUUGGUGCUUCAUUGGUAUCUCGCUUUCUCACAGUGCCCAACCGUCAUGUUUAUAUUUUUCGCGGGUUCCAGGAGAUUACAUUUCGCGUGUUCCGCUUAAUAUCGACGAGUAUUGGUUGUUUGUUUUUUAAGUUAGAAAUGUAUUGUUCGGACGAUACACUAUACAGGCCAACAUACAAGAGUGGACAAUAUGGGAGCGCGUCAGCUUAUUACACAGCACACAAAACAUACGAUAUAGCGAAACGGACCACAAAAGGGCGUGGGCAUUCUCUAGCUUUUUCUUGUUUUAGCGAAGAAGUCCGUCCGUUCAAAAACACCUGGAUUUCGGCUGUUACGAUUUCAUCAAUGUCACUGUUUAUUAUAACAGCCCAGGCCGUCUAUUCUUUGCUUUCCAUUUCGAUCGAUGUGGACCACGCGCUUCGAUACUAUUUUUACGAAUGCGGUCACGCUGUUGAUUCUGCCGAUUUCACACGUCUAAGACACGCGAAAUCCACCUCAUUCCAAUAUAUCAAUAUGUAAUUAGACUUGAUGGUAUAUACCAAUGCCCAUGGACAGUUGUGUGGCUUUGUUUUCCGUACACGGACUUUCUACUAGCAAUAUACCAAUUAGUGUGUUGUACAAAUGAGUGAAAAGUUGGAACGAAUGAGAGAUGCCGGUGUGUGUGUGUGUGUGUGUUCAAGUUUCCAGCAGGGACGCAAACUUGUUAUAAACCAAUCGGUAUCUUAUUAUGUAGUAUUAUCAAACAGAUGCCAAUCCAAUUUUUAUUCUAGACAAAAUAGUAUAAUGAACGUGAUGGAUUUGUUGAGAGUAAUAUAGUAUUACGAUGUAGGACUUGAAUAGCCGUGCUACGAGGAGAUGCAAAUUUCAUACGGCAAUCAGGAGGACUUCAUGACUGACUGAUAUAUCUUUUUUGAAAAAGCAACUCCGUCUGGGAAAGAUGAAGUCGAAAAAAUAAAUCGAGAAUUUCAAAAAAUAA
This is a messenger RNA of Daphnia pulex (common water flea), 2611 nucleotides long. Its product is annotated as major facilitator superfamily domain-containing protein 6-A-like. The transcript has 11 exons. Gene Ontology annotation, cellular component: membrane. The record is from RefSeq and is a predicted model, not a curated record. NCBI's taxonomy places the organism in Eukaryota, Metazoa, Arthropoda, Branchiopoda, Diplostraca, Daphniidae. Gene Ontology annotation, molecular function: transmembrane transporter activity. The coding region runs from base 134 to 1561 and encodes 475 amino acids.